Sycon ciliatum is the source of this 2115-nucleotide messenger RNA. Its product is annotated as scavenger receptor cysteine-rich type 1 protein M130-like. The record is from RefSeq and is a predicted model, not a curated record. The transcript has 7 exons. Lineage: Eukaryota; Metazoa; Porifera; Calcarea; Leucosolenida; Sycettidae. The coding region runs from base 527 to 1498 and encodes 323 amino acids. Gene Ontology annotation, cellular component: membrane.
CAGCUCAGCCCAGCGAUGUUCUGAAUAGCCGCAGAGAGUGUCAAAUCAAGACGUGACCGGGCUCAUAUUAUCAUGUGAAGACCAGUCUGCUGCAAAGCAGAAAGUAACUCGCAGCGUUCGAAUCUGAUCUCAGUAUCACCCCGCUGUUCUCCGAUCAGCUUCAUCUUCUUUUGAUUUGAUCAAACUUUCGCUGCAAGUAACCGGCUCGAGAAUUAUUUCAGAAGGGCUGGUGAAAGCGUGGACGUAGGCUGAACCGGCCAUUCAAAGAAGUCCUGGGCCUAAAACGAUUCCCAGUUUGUGGGACUGGAAAGGUGACGCUCAGGCCAUCGACGUUAUCAGGCACGCGCGGCCCACGAGUAGGCGCCUGCGCUGGCUCCCCAUAAUCGUGGACGCGUAACUGUUACUUUGAACAGUGACUGGCGCUUUGUGCAGCGAAUUCGCCACUUCACAACGAAGAGCGGCACUUGAGAAGUCAUUCCGCUCAGCUGGAGACCAAGCAAGGUACAGUGCCUCUGAAGCUUCUGACAUGGCAACACGACUUAACCCAAGAUGGUUGAUGUCCGUCCUGCUUAUAUCGUCACUGCUAUUGCAUGCAGGUAUAAUUGUACACGGCCAAGACAUUCGCUUAGCAGGCGGUACGUCAGCAAGUACUGGCCGUCUUGAGGUGAAGUUCGAUGGAAAAUGGGGUGGCGUGUGUACCACAUCCUUGUUCACGCACGGGAACUUCAACUUUGGAAAUGCUGUAUGCCGUCAGCUGAAUUUCCGCCCAGCCAGCAGCGUCCGUCCCAUCCAGCUGGGAGAUCCGCUGUUUCCGGUGGAUGCGUUGCCCACGUAUCUGCAGGAUCCGGAGUGCAACGGGCACGAGACGAAUCUUUUCCAGUGUCUGAUCCUGCGUCCGCUUGGUACUGCUACAGACUGUGAUAAGUUCAGCUCUAUUGCAAUAGCGUGUAAUGGAACGCAGCCCAUGCUCAGUCUCGCAGGUGGACCUUCACCUACCGUUGGUCGAGUGGAAAGAAGUGUUGGCUCGACGACAGGUUACGCGUGCGCUGCAUUCUUUUACAUGCCGGAGGCGAAGGUUGCGUGCCGGCAAUUGGGCUUCCGGUCGGCCAUGCGCGUCCUGGAUUCAGGUAGUUAUGGCAACGGUACUGGGAAACCUCAUUACUCUCGUUUGCUCUGCCGUGGCGACGAGACGUCCCUGGAUGACUGUGCGAGUAACUCUGUGCUCGCGGAGCAGUUCUGUCCGGAUGAUGGACCGGCAGCAGCUAUCGAGUGCUCGGAUGAUCCCGGUAGCACCGGAGCAUCAGUGUCACCAAGCACCAACACUGUCACCAUGACAACACAUACAGGGUCAGGAUCGGACGAGGUCGCCUCCUCUUCAAGCAAAUCGUGGGGCAGCGAUUCGCGCUCCAUCGCUCUCAUCGUCAUCCUGGUCGUGCUCUUUGCUCUGCUCGCCGUGGCUGUCGUUUUCCUCAUUAUCCAGCAUCGCAGGAAAUCUUGAUCUAGCGCUUCGUCCGUUUUCUCGCGAAAACCGUAACCUCUGCGGCAUGGAGAUGUACAAGUUAGCGAGCAGACUGUAUCAGGAUACUAGCAUGUGUGUAGGUGCAUGAGCAAUGAUGAUUGAGGCAGGGAAGAGGAGCGCUUGUGGCGGCAGAGGCAAUAUGCAGUGAUUGUCCUCUUAUCAAUGCUGCAGCUCCUUUUUCUCUUUUUUUUCUUCUUUUUAUCCAGUGUCCUCCCCGGGGUACAAGUCUGACCCUCCCACCACCCCCAACCCCGUCCUGCCCCGGGGUACAAUUCCCACUUCUUGAGUUUUUCUACUCUUUUAUCAUUCUAAAAGCAUUAAUUUUUUGAUCUGAGCACUAUUUUAACGAAAUAUCAUUAACCCAGUCUGUGGAAUUCACUGUGGCCUGAGAAGGGCACAUCUGCCGUAAUGUGGUUGAAGAAGAAAUUGUUCAAUCUCUCCUACAGCUGUAGGAUUUUUAUUUCAGGUAUUGAAGAUUUCGCUUACUCAAUCUGCGGACAGAACUGUUUCGUUCUUUGUGGACUCUUCGUUAUGUUGUUGUUGAAUUCUUUAUUCUCACAAUGGCACCAUCGCCAAUAAGAGUUGUUGUUAUUGUU